AUCUCAAAAAAAUAGUUUUUAAAAAAAAAAAGGCAAAAAAAUUUUUAGAAAGGAGAGGGGAAAGAAAACUCUCCAGCCCACACAACUUAUUCCAUCUAAUUCUUUUUGCACUAAGGUUAGUAUAACACAAAUGUGCAUUUUGUGUUCUGUGAUUGUUUUAUGUCUGUAUACCUUGUACCCCAUCUUCCCUGUUGCCAAAGACAGAUUUUCUUCUGUGUACACAAUCCUCAGGACAGAGCAAAGCACCAACAGUAAUUCCCAAAGUAAUUUUUUGGAUUCAUACUGUCAUCGGCCAGAAAAAAACAAAAAAAACCCCAAAAAACAAAAAAACAUGCGUGAGGAGAAUGAAGGGUGUUAAGAGGGCUCAAGUUUAUGUCCUAAAAGGACUACUUUCUCUACAACCUUCCUGAACACUAGACUUUUCCUGUUCAGUUCGCAUGGAAAGUUUUCCCACUUAAGGUGGGGCAGCAAGGUUGGGGACUAGCAGAAGUAGCGUAACUUCUCGGACUCUCCCACUGAAAAGCAUCUUUUUCUUAAAGGCAAGGAGCACUUUACAGACAGUUACUAAGGUAACCGGAAACAGCAAAACUCUGAGGUGGUUCUAUCUACGGAAGAAAUUCUAAGCUCCAAAGUUAAAGUGCGGAGCAGUGGCGCAUAUCAGCAGACAGCUGCCACUACUGUGGCUCAUUUAAAUCUCUGUCAAGCUCCGGGUCCCUUUUUUCAGGAAUUCUUGUUUCGGGACACAGGCAAACGGCCGGAAAGCCGCGCAGUCGCAGCCCGUGCGCUUCACUCCGCCCAAAUAAGCCACUACCGUCCCCAACCCCUUCUUGUUCGCCCGAGCCGCGGACCUGAGGGAGCGUUGUUCGCUCCCCUCAAGAUGCUUAAGCGAAAAAUGCAGUCUUCAGUGUCUGAGGCCACGCCGCGGCUUUCGGCCUUGGUGAGGGGUGAACGAAACCCGGGAAACCGCUGAAAGACCCCAGCUUCGACUAGGCCUAGUCGUAGCGGCGGCCAGCGGGAGGACGUAGCCGUAGUUUUGGCCCACGUCAUUCUGUGCCCCGGGUCAGGUCACCGCCCCAAGAGUAUGGGAAGAGAAAUGAAAAAGAUUGGUACUCCCAGACCCUUCCGUAUCGAGGACCCCAAUCAACAACCCACCUGGCAUGAUCAACCAGAGAUGGAGUCCCACUAUUUUGCCCAGGCUGGUCUUGAACUCCUGGGCUCAAGCAAUCCUCCUGCCUCCGCCUCCCAAAGUGCUGGGAUUACAGAUGUGAGCCACUGUGCCCAGCCCAGAGAACAUGAUCUUAACCAUACUGUCUCCCAAGUGAAAGAUUCUACCUUUCUAAGAAAUCUGGAGUCAGACAGACCUGAGUUCAAGUCGUGCCUUCCUCCCCACUUUACUGAACCUUCAGUAAGUCUUUCUACCUCAGAAGGCUAUGAGGAUGCCAUGGGGGUAAUGAAUGUAAAGUGUUUAAGUGCUUGGCUGACAGUGAGUACUAAAUAAAUAUCAAUUUAUUCUUC
This is a messenger RNA of Cercocebus atys (sooty mangabey), 1515 nucleotides long. Its product is annotated as chromosome unknown open reading frame, human C14orf178. The transcript has 3 exons. Lineage: Eukaryota; Metazoa; Chordata; Mammalia; Primates; Cercopithecidae. Bases 1082 to 1498 code for a protein of 138 amino acids. The record is from RefSeq and is a predicted model, not a curated record.